AGUUGUGACGAAAGUGAUCGAAAAAAAAGCCAGAGAAUCAGAGACGCGUUUAGUCUCGGCGAAGGUAUCUUUGAGGUCAAAAGUGUUCACGAGAAGCGGACGAAUCGUGGUGCGAGUUGACAUGUGAUGCUCGGAUCCGUGUUGUGGUGAAGUGUUGGGAUCGCUUGCGAGAAGUGAACCCGUGCCAUGGGCGCGAACAUGGGCAAGGGGAAUUCGUUGUUGGACUCGUUGCCUUCGGGCGAAGGCACGUUGCACAUUGUGAUGCUCGGACUGGACUCGGCCGGCAAAACCACUGCCCUGUACCGACUCAAGUUUGAUCAGUACCUCAACACCGUGCCGACGAUUGGGUUCAAUUGCGAGAAAAUCCGAGGCACUACCGGGAAGGCAAAAGGCAUCAGUUUCUUGGUGUGGGACGUUGGCGGGCAGGAGAAGCUCCGACCACUUUGGAAGAGUUACACAAGAUGCACGGACGGGAUUGUGUUUGUGCUCGACAGCGUAGACUCCGAGCGCAUGGAGGAGGCGAAACUGGAGCUGGCGCGAACAGCCAAAUCUCCGGACAACGCCGGGGUUCCCAUCCUAGUCCUGGCCAACAAACAGGACCUGCCUGGGGCCAAGGACCCCCAGGAAAUUGAAAAGGCCCUGGGCCUACACGAACUGUCGCAGCAACAUUUUUACCACGUGCAACCCGCUUGCGCCAUCAUCGGCGACGGCCUCGACGAAGGCCUAGACGUGCUUUACGAGAUGAUACUCAAAAAGCGCAAACUCUGCAAGCAGACGAAAGGGAAAAAGCCGCGGUGAAUUUCCUCAACCAUUUCUUUUUUUUUGUUGUGUUUUAUUUUUUACCACAGUGAGAAGGGUAUCGCAAAAAAUAUAUAAGAUGUCGGGGCACACUUGAGAUGCUUCAAGAUUGUUCUAAGCGAAAAUCAAUUCUGUUGGUUUUUUUUUCUUUCUCUGUGGUCGGAAUGAAAGAAAAUGGGAGGAAAAGCACGAGCGCCAGUUUUUCGAGGCUGUGAAGAGUUUGUGUGGCGAAGAGUGUGUCGUACCGUUUUGCGAUGUGAGGGAUUUUUGUUUUGUUUUGUUUCCUAACUUGGUGUUCCUUGUUGCGAGUAAUCGAUCAUUUUUUAAUGCUUUGUUCCCGUAAGAUAAGUCGGAAAGCCUUUUUCUGAAGUUUUGUAAGUCCAAAAGUACUGUAUUAAUUGUGUCAUGCGAGCGGGGUUUUCUCCAAGACUAAUCAACGUAAGUCUCGUUUCAGUGAAUUUUAGUUGAAGAAUUUACCAAGGGAUGAAAUCAAGUUGCAUUUGAAAUGCAUCGAAGAAACUUGAUGAAUUUUAGAACUUCAUUAAACGAACUGUCUUAUAGAUACAGUAUUGCUAAAUAAUCGUUUCUGUUAGUGGAAAGAUACAUUUUACUGCUGAACGUUUCCUUCGAAUGAUUUUCGCUGGAGUUUUCGGAGUGAAUCUCGAGAUUUUGUUGGUUUAAAUAUUAAAUCUCGUUACCUGCAAUAUUCAGUGGAAUUAUGGUUAAUUUUAAUGAGAAGAUAUUUUGGUGGCAGGUUCACGUUGAGAAGAAAAUUCUAUUCUACGAAUCCCGGAAAUUCCAAGGUUUUCAGAAGGAAUUUCGUUGCAUUGUUCUCGUAGAAAAUCGAAAUUCCUGUGGGAUUUUCCUCGCAGCGUGUCUUCUGUUGUGAAAGUAAGUUUGAUUUCUUCUUCUGCUUAUCCGUGAUAUCUUUUUCUGCGUAUCAUCAGUUGGUUUUUCUUUGUCCAGAACCUGACAUACGGGAUUUUUACGUCUCGCUUAUAGAUAAGAAUUAGGUACAGAACAAAAGAUGAGGAAAAUGGAACGUAAUUUCCUGUCUUUCGAAGAUGCUUGUGGAACUUUCGAAGCAUCUGAGAUGGAGUUUAUGCGCGUCUGGCGAUUUACUGUCCUUCGAUCGACUUCCGAGAAUUUCUUCUUUUGUUUUAUUUAUCGAAGACUGUGAUCACAUUUGAGACGAAACUUCUUGGUUCGUUUUUUUUUAAUAUUUUUCCCUUGACAUCCAUCCCUCACGUCGCAAGUGUGGGUUGACAACCGACGUCACGAACUCUACGAUUUUUGUGUGUUUGCGCGCCCACGUGUUUGUGUAUGCCUGUUGGUGUUCUCCGCAUUUUUAAAAUUUUCCACUUGAAGAAUAUUCCGCAGAUUACAAAAUUUGAUGGGAAGCGAAUGAUUUCUGUCAUCCUGCCAUCUAGAAAAUUCAUGAAAAAAAGGUGGACUUCCGGGAUUUUGUAGUUGCGGGAUGAUUUUCUCGUGGGAAACCCCGUCGUCUUGUUCUAAAUAUUAUCUUCAUCUGUUUGUUUCUUGUGUUAUUUGGGGGGUGAGAUUUUUUCUUCUUUUUGUUUGAUCCCUUUUUCUGCUCCUGUGGAUCGCGAAAGUCAACCGAGAUCUAGUCACGGUUUUAUUGCUGUUAUUUUUGAUAUUUCCGACGUCCCGAAAGUCCCGACUUUCUCUAAUGACAGUGUCUGUGUCUCUUUUGAAUUCGAUCCGCGGCCCUGGAUGAGAUUUAUUGCGGGAUAUUAUGUGAUUAGUCCGUCUGAUCGGUGCGUGUGUGUUCCGAAUUCUUUCGAUUAUUUUUUCUUUUUUUUUUUAAAUCAGCUUUUAUGAUCGAGUUUUUUUCCCUCACCCGUGAGAAUUUUAUCGGAAUUUUUCCCUCUUUCGAAUCAGUCCCGAAAUCAACCGCAAGCCAUGGACUUCGACUAACCGAGUUUCGGAUAUCCAAGAAUUAUAUUUCAGACCGUUCAAGUGUACGGGGUUUAACGAUCAGUUUUAAGCCUUUAGACGCAUUCACAAUACCUAAAAAUAUCGAACAGCAUUUUUAGGGAUUCCCUAUAUUAGAAAUUUGGAAUUCUCGUUUCGGGAACUUAAAAAUUCCGAAGAAACAAAUAAGAAUAACUUGAAAGUAUUGUUUUACUCUAGGCUGUUCUCAUUUUGUUUGUAAGGAGAAGCAAUUGAAAUAAUUGAAUAUUGACCUAAAAAUUUUCUCGUGGAAAUACAUCAAGACUGCUUCGGAAAGAAAAGGUUUCGAAAUGAAAAUUCCCUCGAUUUCUCUUAACGUUCUCAAAUUUCCGAAAAAUGGCCGAGUGCAUCUUUCUUGAAAAUUUUCUGAAGAUGAAAUCUUUUUUGUUUGUUUCAUAGUUGAUCGAAAAAAAUGAAUGAAUUCCUAGUUCGUAAAUUAUUUUCCUCGCGAAAGAAAUGCUGAAAAGAAAUCUUUACGUUUUGGCAUCUGGUGUCAGAAUUCUCCUAUUCGAAAUAUAUCAGCAGUGUCUUAAGACAUGGUCAGAAGUUUUUAAAAAUCGCUCAAUUCUUGGGUUCACGAUUCUAAUGAAAACGAAUGUCAAGGAUAAAUAAAAAUCCCUUUUCAACUCUCAAUCAGAAUGCUUGGUGAGAAGGUAAUUUGUUCCACCCCGAGCACGUCUCCUUUUGAAACGCGUGGCCACCGCAGCUUUUGAGUUUGAGGAGGCCAGGUGUUGAAGGUCUUCAUGCCCCUUCCCUCCCCCCAACAAAAAAAAAAAACCCCUCUCGGGCUUUUUCUGAAUGAAUUCUGCAUCUGUCUUGGGCAAGGAAAGAACGGGUUUCACCUUCUCUAUUGUCAUUUAAAUAAAAGAAAAGGAAAAAAACUGAACCUGUGUCCCACGACCUUGUGUGUAACGCUACAGGCCGAAAACGGACAAGUUUUUGUGCAAAUUGCUGGAAAAUUAAGCGACGUGGUUAUUUUCUGCUGGAUUAGAAUGCGUCAGUCACUGUGCUAAGCUGAUUAAUCGCGUAAUUUUUUUUUAAUAUCAUGGGCUUUCCUGGUGAAGCUUCGAGUUGAUUUCGGAAAUGAUAACACUUACGCCGUGUGUUCGCUUCGUUUUUUUGUUUGUUUUGUGAAAAUCAGGGCCGCUGGUCGAAUUUUAUUUUCUAUUCGUUCUUUAAGACGAAAUAAUCAAAUAUUGAAGGGAGGGAAAAAAUUAAAGCUCAGCGACCUGAGUCAUCGACCAUUUCAGAUACGUAUAAUCCCCCCCCCCCUCGCAUUUUUGCUUGGUCUGGAGAAGGGGAAAAGCCGAAAUUAUGGCGACUGUGAUGUCACGGAAUGGAAAGAACCGACUGAGUCGAAGUUCCGGCUUCAUCACCAAGGCCAAAAAAAAAGAGCACGGAUUCUGUGGUUAUUUUUCUCCUCGGUCCUGCGAAUUCUCGCCGAAACCCCCAGGUUUUAUUUGUGCUCGAUACACUCUGAUGUGUGUUUUUCUUUCUUUUUUUUCUGCUCUCGAGUUUGUAUUUCCUUGUGCGAGACGUCGUGGAAAUUGAUAAAAAGGAAGUGAUAAAAAAUGGUGAAAAGGAAAAAAAAUA
Messenger RNA from Notodromas monacha, 4365 nucleotides. The record is from the annotation of a GenBank genome assembly. Lineage: Eukaryota; Metazoa; Arthropoda; Ostracoda; Podocopida; Cyprididae.